Molecule: messenger RNA, 1420 nt
Organism: Suillus subaureus
Lineage: Eukaryota; Fungi; Basidiomycota; Agaricomycetes; Boletales; Suillaceae
Exons: 4
Coding region: 308-1420 (370 amino acids)
Source: RefSeq, a predicted model, not a curated record
ACACAUGAUAGUCAAUACCAUACAUGUAUAGCAGCAUCCUGUUAUCGAAUGACAGUGGCGACACCGCAGUGGUGGCAGCGUGAACUAAAUUUGGUGGAAGGCCGGCGCGCGUUCAGUCACGAGUUGUGCACCACGUGUGAUAAUUCUGGUGAAGGAUGAUAAGUCAGGAUAAGUCUUAUUGAUCUGCGCACCUGACAUGGGUGAGAGGUGAGGUUGUGAUAGAGAUAUAAAGAGCUCCUGCAACCCCAUUAUCUUUAAUAUAUUCACUCACCAAUCAACGCUCCUCAUAUCGCAAAGUAUAUCUCCGAUGGCAGAACCUAAGGUAGAUCUUGCAUCGCUCUCGCUCUUCCGCGCGACGAGUGCGCAGGCUGAAGAGUCACGGCGCCGGACUUUUCCGCAAUGGGGUGGUGCUCUGAACCUGACAGACUACCUUGCGCGAGAUGCGACGAUGGAAUCGGGCGAGCACGCCAAGGAUGGAAAGUGGAUUACUUGGGUGCUGGCGCCACGGAAUGACCCCACAACGCUUGAUUUUAUGAGCGCUUGCGAGACAUAUAAGCGCACAGGUCUUGUCGCUUACCCCUCAUCCUCCCCGUCUGAGCCCAACUCAGUGCACGAAGCAACUUGUUACGGUGUCGCCUGCGUGUUCACUCCACCCUCGAAGCGCAAGCGCGGCUAUGCAAACCAUAUGAUGAGCCUCCUGCAUUGGGUCAAUGCCUCACAUGCCAAUCUUCCUAAAUUCCCCGAGCAUGGGGUGCACCGCCAGAAGAGUGAUGUUGGGGAGGAGUUUUACCGGUCGGCUGGCCCUGGAGGUAAAGGGGGCGGAUGGGAGAAGCGGGGAGCAAUCUCGACUAUCUGGGAGGUGGGCACAGAGGAAGGUGAUGACGAGGGAUGGAAUUGGUUGACAGAAGAGCAAUUGAACGGGCUUUGGGAGCGUGAUGCCGUUCGGAUCAGGAGAGAGCUGGCGAACAUGCCAACGAGCGACAGCUCAUACAAGGUGGAGCGCCCGGCAGCAUUCGCGACAUACCUGCCAACGGAUGGUGUUUGCGGGUUCCAUAUCACAAAGUCAACGUUCGCCUCCAAUUUUUCCAUGGCAAGUGGAUUCUGGGGCGUAGAAUCCACGAGCGACCCAGGUACAUACGCAAGCUGGAGCGUUGACCUGAGACCACCUCCACCAACGUUGAUCGUCACACGACUCUGUGCUAGUGAAGAGAUGUUCCCUGGGCUGAUUGCGAAGAUCAAACAAGCGGCUAGACGAAGCGGAAUUGGGAAAGUAGAGGUGUGGAAUUUGAGAGCAGGAUUGAGAGAGGUUGCGGAGAAGACGGGUGGGCGGACGUUCACACGAAAUGAACACUUGCCACAGAUAGUGUGGUAUGGACCUGGAACAACGGGAAACGUAGAGUGGGCGUAUAAUGAGAAGUGA